Molecule: messenger RNA, 558 nt
Organism: Letharia columbiana
Lineage: Eukaryota; Fungi; Ascomycota; Lecanoromycetes; Lecanorales; Parmeliaceae
Exons: 3
Coding region: 1-558 (185 amino acids)
Source: RefSeq, a predicted model, not a curated record
AUGACCACUUUCUCGGGGUUUCACAUCUGUGGGGCUGAUUUUGAUAAUGCAACCAAUACUCCAAGAUCUGCCACCAAAGCUCUGAACGAGCCUCUGAACUUGACCGAAGUCCUGGACGGCGUUGACUCAGAUAUACCCGCAUACUGCAACGGUUCAAAUUCUUGGAUCAAAUUCAAAGCGUCCCAAAUAGUCCCAAACUGCAGAGCUCCCGACUUCAUGCUAAAAAGCUCAAAGAUCUGGCUCUGGGGUCACACGGAGUAUGAAUUUUUACCGCGUGGAGUCCCUGCUAGGCUGGAGUUCCCCGUGAUGCGGACUCCACUGAGGGUUACCUCCAGCAGUUUCUGGCCGUGCACCAUAGCCAUUGUCAAUCUGAACACUGUUCCAGCAUCUUUUCUCAAUGGCGGCGGGACAAGAGGACCUUAUCCGAGAUCUGAUGUGGUGACAUACUACGACGUUCAGGAUGCCCUUUCCGAGGUCUGGAGCGAUUGUGUUUAUGGAAUUGAACGCAAAGUUGGUUGGGCAGCCACUGGCGAACUCGCUUGGCGUUUUCAUGUUUAA